CUGGAAGUAGCGGGAAUGUUGAUCAUGUAAUUAUUAUGAUGACUGGGACAGCUGGUCACUCGGGUUUAACACAUCAAAGCUGUCUGGCCUAGAAUCCUCGUCUUCAAGUUUUUGCUUAAGAGCCAUUGAUACUUUGGGAAUGAUUGCCCAUUAUGCUGUUCAGCCAGGGUCUAGUGGAACUGACCGCUGCCGUCCUCGCUCUCACCGAGGUCCGCUCCGAGGACAACACCGAGUUCUCCAAGCUCCUCUCCGCCAUCAAGGAGGGUUACACCGACAAGUACGAGGAGUCCCGCCGCCACUGGGGUGGUGGUAUCAUGGGCGCCAAGGCUGUCGCCCGCCAGGAGAAGAAGCGCAAGGCCGUUGAGGGUGCCAUCCGUGUCUAA
Messenger RNA from Aspergillus brunneoviolaceus CBS 621.78, 383 nucleotides. RefSeq lists its product as uncharacterized. Bases 153 to 383 code for a protein of 76 amino acids. Lineage: Eukaryota; Fungi; Ascomycota; Eurotiomycetes; Eurotiales; Aspergillaceae. The transcript has 2 exons. The record is from RefSeq and is a predicted model, not a curated record.